AUGGGUCUGGGGGCGCCAGAUGUUCCAGGCUGCCCGGAUGGAAAGCUUCAGGCAGAGAGACUCUCAGCUCUUCAGCAGAAGAAACAGGCUCUGGAGGCCCUCCUCAGCAACAGAGUGGGGGAGCUCAAGCAAGUGUGUCUGCAGGAGGCGGAGUUUACUGGGAAGCUACCCCGGGUUUUCCCCUUGGAUUCAGGGGAGAAACCCCCACUGGUGCAGCGCAAGGCCCACUUGGCACCCAGCACCAAGAUGGAGGACGAGAGCACCCAGAGAAAGCAGAUGAAAGCCAUCUUCACUGGAGCACUGUACCGCAACUCCGAACUCGACAGAAACGUCCAAAACAAGAGGACAGUUCACCGGGGAUGUCACACAGAUGAUGCUGUGACGUCAGAGAGUACAAGCUCCACGUCUGACACAACAUCUCAUGAUAAUGAGUCUCCCAGUGUGGCAGCAGAGCAGCGCACUUUGUCACAGCCUGGACUCACUGUAGGCAGCCCUGAACACCGCAUCAGCAGGAAGCUUUCACCAGUGGAGAUUUACUACGAGAUGAGGACACGACGUAACUCAGCCACAAGCUCUGUCAGCCCCUCUCACUCAUUACCACAAAGUGCAUCAAAUGCUGAGGGUAGAAGUGUUCCUGCGACUCCUCUUCUGGCUCGGACGGCCCCCAUCAGUGUCCAUGUUAGAUCCGAUGGAUCUACGACUAAUGGCACUAAGCAGUGGUCUGGCAGUCUGGAUGUGCCAUACAUGAUCCCCCUGUCUCAGGAGGGCUCCUCAUCAGAGCGCAGGAGCUGCCCUUACAGCUCCCGGGCCAGGCGCAGUAAUAGCUCAGAGGCCCUGCUGGACAGGUCUAGUCUGCCUGAUGAGCCUGCUCCUCGAAACGGGAUGCCCCCCAGAGGCGGGCCUUACAAGAGCUCGGAGACACUCACUGAUGGAAAGCUGCGACGAAUGAAUUUAGAAAGUUGUGACAACUCUGUGGAACAGGCCAAACUGCGUCUGUCCAUGGGGGGGCGAGGGACUGGAGGGUACAGCGAGCAGCUGAUGGAUUAUAUCUGGGGAAAACAGCAGAAGAUGCAGCAGCUCUAUCAGUCUACAGGCAGGAUCUGGCAUGACCCACAAACAUCCAGCGUAGCACCUCAGUCUCAUGCCAAUGGCUUCUCCCACUCACAAGUGCACCUCCCCAGUGCUGUACCCCCUUUUAGCCCCAUGGUCCUACGCGGAUCCCAAGCCGAACUUCGUCGGGUGAAAGUCACUAGAACCAAAUCUUGUGGUCCAUUUAUUCCUUUGCCACAGCAUGAUGCUCUUCUACUGUCAGCGUACGAGUCCCCCCUUCCUUCCUCAGCCACCACAUCAUCCAUCCCUAACUUGCACCCUUACCAGGCCGAGUUGCUGGGGCCACCAUUCACACGCAGAGUCCCACAAUUCUCUCUCCCUACCCCAGAGGACUCUACACGCAGCCUGCACAAGGCUUUAGCGCUUGAGGGACUGCGGGACUGGUACCUCAGGAAUGCUCUGGGGUAUCCUUCCUCGUCCAAGGGUAAUGAAGCAGGGGUCUCCCGUCUCUCACACCCACACCCUCUGGUGCACCAGCCCCAGUCUGUUCAGGGAGACCCUUCCAGCAGCCACAGGCCUCACAUGCCUCAGUCUGCCAGCUUCCAUGGCCACCCUCUUCACGGAAGAUCAAUGGAGUUGUCUCUGUACCAAGAGAACGCACCUGAAGCCUCUCCUAAGGAACCCAGUGCUGACCCUGGCACUCUGCACGCGCAAGUCUCGCGGCACGGCUCAGGCGACAAGGUUAAAGGGGACAUGUCAUCAUCAUAUGCAGCUGCGAUAUCUGCUCUUAUCACAAGCAGCCUCUCAAAUGCAUCCAACCAGACCAGGUCUAACACAGGACCACAGAGUCCCAAAACUUACAGCGCAUUCAAACCAGUUCAGCUCCACAGUAAGUCUCCACAGUCUCCACAGUCUCCAGCAGUGGUGCCUCUGAGCCCCAUCGAAGAGCCACAGGAAAACCCAGAAGAUUAUGGCAUUGGUGGUUAUUAUCCUGUAGAAAUUGGAGAGAUUUUUGUUGGCCGUUACCAAGUGGUGAAGAAGUUGGGAUGGGGUCAUUUCUCGACAGUAUGGCUCUGCUGGGAUAUUGAAAAGAGGCAGUUUGUGGCUCUGAAGGUGGUAAAAAGUGCUCCGAUCUUCACAGAGACUGCAAAGGAUGAGAUCAAGCUGCUUCAAUGUGUGAAAGAGAGUGACUCUAAGGAUCCCAGGAGAGAGAGGAUAGUUCAUCUCCACGAUGACUUCAGAAUUGCUGGAGUAGACGGAGAACAUGUGUGCAUGGUUUUUGAAGUGUUGGGCCACCAGGUGUUGAGAUGGAUCGUCAAGUCCAAGUACAGUGGUCUCCCCCUGCCGUGCGUCAAAAGCAUCAUCAGACAGGUCUUACAAGGCUUGGAUUAUCUUCAUGUCAAAUGCAAAAUCAUUCACACUGACAUCAAGCCAGAAAACAUUCUCUUGAGUGUCGGAGAGGAGUACAUUCAGCAGCUUGCAGCCGGUACCAAACUAUGGAAGUUUCCGGUACAGUCUGCAUUCGCUACGCCAACAGUGAACAAAACUCCCAGAGAUAAACAGAGUUUAUCCAACUUAUGGGGGAAGCUGACUGGGGUUUUCCAUUCUCUGGGGGAGUGGUCCAACAGAGUUUCUAAAAGUCCACUUGAGAGACUGACGAGGAGGGACAGGAGCAGGCGGGGACACAAGCAGAAAGACACGCCUCACAUUCCCUCCUCUGAUGCGGCCAACCACAGCUGCGGCGCCCGCUCACAGCUGUCUGGACUGGGCCUGUCUUUGCGGAGACAGACCCUUCUGCUGGAGGACGACACCUCUCAUCACAACUACAGAGAGUCCAUUUGCUCGUUGCCAGAUCUGAGCAGACCAUUUCCAGCCUCGAGAUCUAUGUUGAUACAUCCAGCGUUCAAACAGCCACCUCCGUACAGUGUAGGAGACACAGAUAGUGACUUGGACUUAUUAAAUCCCCUGAAUGCUGAUCAGAUAAAAACUAAAAUAGCUGAUCUUGGCAACGCCUGCUGGGUGCACCAGCACUUCACUGACGGCAUCCAGACGUGUCAGUAUCGCUCAGUGGAGGUCCUCAUCGGAGCAGACUACAGUACUCCUGCAGACAUAUGGAGCACGGCCUGCGUGGCUUUUGAGCUGGCCACAGGUGACUAUCUGUUCGACCCUCAAGGAGGAGCUACCUUUUCCAGAGAGGAAGAUCACAUUGCACACAUAAUUGAACUGCUUGGAACAUUGCCCCCACAAUUUGCUCUGUCAGGAAAGUACUCCAAGCUGUAUUUCAACCGCAAAGGUAAUUUACGACACAUUUCAAAGCUCAUGCCAUGGAGUUUGUUGGAGAUCCUGAUGGAUAAAUAUGAUUGGCCGAGAGAGGAGGCGGUCCAGUUCAGCUCGUUUCUACAAAGCAUGUUGGAGAUUGUCCCAGACAGAAGAGCCACUGCUGCACAGUGUUUGAAGCACCCAUGGAUCAACUCGAGUAACACACACACAGUGUCUACUGUUGCAUGA
Molecule: messenger RNA, 3558 nt
Organism: Knipowitschia caucasica
Lineage: Eukaryota; Metazoa; Chordata; Actinopteri; Gobiiformes; Gobiidae
Source: the annotation of a GenBank genome assembly